AACGCAGGAUAGGCUUAUUUAGGGAAAUCUAUCCUGUUUCUCCCUCAUAUAUAACGCCAUGCAUUUACAUCUGAAGAGACAGACGGUACUAGUCACUAAAUAAAUUUACUUACUAUAAUACUAGCACAAUAUAUAAAACUCCCUGAUUAUCUUUCCCUCCCAUCUCUUUCCCCACCCUAGAACCUUCUUCUCCAAAUAACUUCCCCCGUUCCCUUCCCACUUUCUCAACCCUUUUCCAUUUCUUGUUUGUCUUUAAUUUCUUUAAUUGUAUUUGUCUGUUUUUCUUUCAUGGCGUCGGCUUCACAAGCCAGUCUUUUACUCCAAAAGCAGCUCAGAGAUCUCUGUAAAAACCCUGUGGACGGAUUUUCAGCUGGUUUGGUUGAUGAAGAGAACUUAUUUGAAUGGAGCGUUACAAUUAUUGGACCCCCUGAUACUUUGUACGAGGGAGGUUUUUUUAAUGCUAUCAUGAGCUUUCCCCAGAACUAUCCAAAUAGUCCUCCUACAGUGAAGUUUACUUCAGAGAUCUGGCACCCUAAUGUUUAUACUGACGGCAAGGUUUGCAUUUCAAUUCUUCAUCCUCCUGGUGAUGACCCAAAUGGAUACGAGCUUGCUAGUGAACGCUGGUCACCUGUCCAUACGGGGGACGUGGGGACAGGCAGACAUGAACAUUUCACAGGCCCAUCACAGGCCCAUCAGAAAAAUGUUACCAAAAAGUUAUUACUGAGUACCUUCACAGGCCCAUCAGAAAAAUGUACAGUUACAGCAAAAGUUCUGUGGCGCGAAGCUCUCUUUGAUGUUAGGUUGUAAAAGUAUGUGAAUAUUAGGGUGGUCAUGCUAAAUGAUUGAAUGUGAUGCUGUUGUGCUCCUAAUUUUGGUAUGGUUGAGGAUAGUUUGUGUAAAAAUUGAGGUACUUUCACUGUGAAAAUCAUGUAAUGGUAUACUUUGGUGGCUGAAAUUACUUGUCCUGAUCCUAGUGACUGCGAUGACAGGUUGGUGCUUCUCCUGCCAUUCUGUUUAGGAAAAGAGUAUUUGGUGGAGUUUUUCAUGUGGUGGCUAAGUGUAAGAUUUAAAAAGAAACCUGAUUUUGGUGCUGGUAUCAGACCCCAAAUAAACCUCCUUUAGAAAUCUAUGCUUCGGAACUUUUACAGUUUUGUCCACAGGGACAAGAACAACUGAAUACAAGGAGAUAUUGGACAGGGUUCUGGCUCUUUUUCUUUUUGUUUUGUGCAUGCAGUUGAGAGUUACUGACUAGAGUGGUAUUAUUUGACAAGGUACAUAGAUGAGAGAGAUUCUUAUCUAUUUGUUUUUUCUAGAUGGGAAAAAA
Molecule: messenger RNA, 1324 nt
Organism: Coffea arabica (coffee)
Lineage: Eukaryota; Viridiplantae; Streptophyta; Magnoliopsida; Gentianales; Rubiaceae
Source: RefSeq, a predicted model, not a curated record